Molecule: messenger RNA, 1613 nt
Organism: Python bivittatus (Burmese python)
Lineage: Eukaryota; Metazoa; Chordata; Lepidosauria; Squamata; Pythonidae
Source: RefSeq, a predicted model, not a curated record
AAAUCGAUGUAUCCUUGUAGGAAACCAGCAUCCUUUAGUUUUCCAAUAUUACUUUUCUUGUUAAUAUACAAAUUCUAUUAUUUUUUAAAGAUAUUGAACUAUGUCUAGAAUAUAGUGGUUGACAUUUACUAAGUUGUUUGUAACACUAUUUCUGUUCUGGUCUAAGACUGUAAUUUUUAACAUAUUUAAAGAAGUCCUUGGAGCAUUCUGACCCCAUCUCUAGAGUUCCAGGUUACGUCUGUGUCCUCUUCCUUUGUGACCUGUUCUUUUUCUACCACCUCGCUUUUUGUUUUUAGGUCUUAAUUUUUUUGUACAGAUAUGUCAGUUUGUGUUUUUGUUUUUGUUUUACUUGUCUGUUUCUUUUUCUUGUUGGAAUUGUUUUCAGUUGUGCUUUUAUUGUCUCACAUUUUAGGAUCUUCCACCCAUCUUGAGCCCCUUUUCCCACUAGCUCGUCCUGUCUUUGAAUCCCACUUUUUACUACACUGAAUUCCUUAACAGAUUUUCUUAAACUCCAAGACAAGCAUUCAGUCACAGACUGUUUUAGUUUUUAUUUAUACUGAGAAUUCAGUGUUACAUACUUACUUUCCCCUAAUCUUCUUGUACCUUUUUCUGAAGGAGAAAGUUAUCAUCAAGAAAAGUCAGAGAUUUCCUUGAAGAACUAUGCUUGGCAGAAUGUUUCUCCUAACAGAUGUUGAGAAGAUGGUUUCUGCACUGUGGCUCACUGGCUGGAUUUCUCUCAUUCAUUUUUCAUUCAGCUGUUGUGUAAACCUUCCUAGCCUUUUGCCUGAAGGACAGCCAGCAAGUAUCUCUUGUCCACUACGUAUCCAAUCUAAGUAUACUGUGACUUGGUACGGAAAUGAUAGUGAUAUACCCAUACCUAUGGAUAACUACUCCCGGGUCCAUCAGCAAGGAAACUUGCUUUGGUUUCAUCCUAUAAAACUUGAAGAUUCUGGAAUGUAUCAAUGUGUUUAUAAUUCAACAAGAUCUAAAAAAAAACUAAUUGUGCUUGGGAAUAGUGUUGGACUGUGUUUUAAUAGAGAAAUAGUUUAUAUGCAAAAACUUUCAUUGCAUUACAAUGGGAAGCUGACUUGUCCAGAUCUUCAAAAUUUCAGAAAUUAUGAAAAUGCUCCACUUAUUUCACAAUGGUAUAAGGCAUGCCAUUUGCAUUUGUAUGAAGACUGGAAAUUUCAGACUUCUGGAGAAAAUCUUUUAAUUAAUAAUGUAACUAAGGAAGAUGAAGGAGUAUAUAUAUGCAAAGCUAAACAUACAUAUAUGGGAAAAGAAUAUAAUAUUUCACGGACCAUUAAUCUAACUACUUUUGAACCACUAAAGAAAAAAUCUCUAGAGAUAAUUUACCCAAAGAACAACUCAGUUGAAGUCAAACCAGGAUCCAGAUUUGACAUGGUUUGUAAUGUCUCAGUAGAUCCUCUGGAUAGAGCAUCUCUAGUCUGGGAGUUCAAUGAUGAGAACUUAAAAAACAUAGAUAAGGAGUAUAAUUGCCAUCUGCACGUGGUGUGAGUUUCCAGUAUUUAUAUCCCAACCCAGUCCUGAUAGAUUGGGAAAGACAUUUUUUCUGGGAGACUAAUACUAGAAGCCAAGUUUAAUAUUUCCAA